Messenger RNA from Drosophila yakuba, 1544 nucleotides. RefSeq lists its product as uncharacterized. The record is from RefSeq and is a predicted model, not a curated record. NCBI's taxonomy places the organism in Eukaryota, Metazoa, Arthropoda, Insecta, Diptera, Drosophilidae.
UGUGUGUAACAAUUGGGUCAUUGCUAAGGUUGCCCUCGGCCAUUCACUCGAGUAUGUCAUGCAAAUUUUGCUUAUUUUAUCUAAUACGAUUUUUACGAGAACCAAACGAGGAAAGGAUUAAACUGCUCCCGGCAGUGGCUCAAUUUUUGGGCCCUUGGAUAAAUAAUAAUUUCCGUCGGGGUUGUUUUUCCUGAAUAACUCUUUCGCACUGCCCAGUGUUGCUUCAAAUUUAACUUUCCGACAUUUGUCAUGUUUUGUUUGUCGUCUGGUGUUUUGGUUUCCCGGUUGCCGCAUUUAUUCCCCAGAAAGCAACGGAUGUGGUACAUAACCAAACAGCAAUCAAGGAAAGGCAACGAACAAAACAAGACAUCGCUAACUGGGUACACAAGGAAAAAGUUUAAAAACAAUUUAAUUUAGUAUUUAAAGCACAUUGCUGUUAUAAAAUAGCUCCACUGUGUUAGGUGUUAGGAACACCUUUAGUAAUGAGUUUCAAAUGUCUUUUGGCGUUUGUUUUAGAUAUUUCUGUGACGAGGGACAUUUGUAAUCCUUUAUUUUUCCCAGUGCCUUUCUAUCUUUGUGAUUUGGACGAACAUUUGUGUGCGUGUGGGAUAACAGAUAUGUUUGUUGUUUAGGCAAAUGAUUUUUCGCUUCGGGUCUGUUUGCCAAUGGAGCGGAAAAUGCAAGCCGAAACGCAGCUGUGGCAAAAUUGUUGGUAUUUAAAUGGGUCACAAGGUCGCAGGCAGGAUAAAGGGAGAACUGCUCAAAGCCAAACAAUAACAAAGGCCAAAUAAAAUGAGUUGCCCCGACUAAUGCAAAACGGAAUCCUGGGAAACAGCACAAUAGGCGGGGUGGAAAACUCCGCCAUCGUGAAAACGAAAUUGCACAGAAAUGCAGUCAAAGCACCGCAGAAACUUCAAAGCACAAUAAAUGCGAAAGGAAGAACCAAAUGCGAAUAUCAACAAGCCAUAAUACAAAAAGGGAAUAUUCUCAGCAAAACCAAAGCGCCAAGAGUAACAGGCAAAUUGAACAAAAGCCAGAGCUGCGCAAAGGAAUGUCUCAGAUACCAAUAGGAGGCUCUAAGGUGUACAGCAAUAAAUAAAUAUUCCUGAGGAAACCAACUUUAAGCUAAGCCUUUUAAAGGCUUCCCGUAAAGCACUGGUUUCAUUUUUGUUUGAAGCUUUACCAUCACCUAAAUGUUGAUUAGUAAGAUAAAUCGAAGCAUUCGACUGUAUAACCAACUGUCCUAUCAAGGACAUUUGAUUAUUUUCAAGCUUUCCGGGUCAAUUCAAUGGCUUGAAUGAAGCACAACAAGUGAAGCCUGAAACAUACUCAAUUUCAUAUGUAAAUACGUGCAAAGAAGAUACUCCUGCAAAAACAUGGCAGAGAUUUACAGUUUCAGCUUUUGCCGCUUGCCAAAAUAAAAUGUAUACAACGCCCACAACAAAAAAUAGAUAUAUAUUUGUUGGCGAUGCCACGUAAAAACAAAUAUGGCAACAUCAAUUAAAAACAAUAAAUAAAAGCCGAAAACUUUUGCCUUGCAUCAG